Oncorhynchus masou masou (cherry salmon) is the source of this 4522-nucleotide messenger RNA. Its product is annotated as ankyrin repeat and BTB/POZ domain-containing protein 3-A-like. Lineage: Eukaryota; Metazoa; Chordata; Actinopteri; Salmoniformes; Salmonidae. The transcript is spliced from 16 exons. The record is from RefSeq and is a predicted model, not a curated record. Gene Ontology annotation, molecular function: protein heterodimerization activity. The coding region runs from base 229 to 3195 and encodes 988 amino acids. Gene Ontology annotation, biological process: SMAD protein signal transduction.
GUGGCUUGUGGAUUCGAUCUCUCUCAGGUUACGCAGGAGUUAGAGAAAAACCAGUUUAAUGGAAUAUUUUCAGUAAACGCAAGAAAGCGAAAACUAGGUAAAACAUUCACUUCAUUUACAGAGAUUGCAUGUAGCCGAAUAUAACUCUUGGAGCCGUGGAAUAGCUGCGACAGAGACAGGUUUUGUGGCAUUUAUUGAAAAAGCAGACCUUUAGUAUGCAAUGCAGCCAUGACAGGCAAGAGUAAGACAGCUGUGAGGACGCUGGAGGAUUUAACGCUCGAUUCCGGUUAUGGUGGAGCCGCUGACUCCUUCAGGUCUUCCAGUGUGUCGCUGUGUUGCUCGGACACGAAUCUGUCAUAUGCGCAUGGGGGAAACUGCUGGCAUCUGACCGAAUCUAUGCACAGCCGACACAACAGCUUGGACACGGUCAACACCGUCCUGGCGGAGGACACGGAUAUAUUGGAGUUCUCCAGCCAAUGCGCCAAGCUUCCCGAGCUGGAGGACGUGCCAUGGAGCCUCAGCGAGGUGGAGUGUGCACUCAGGAAGAAAGAGGAGCUAUGUGUUGGGAGCCUGUCACAAGAGGUCCUGGCCAAGCUCUCAGCACUGGUCAGUCGGGCGUUGGUGAGGGUCGCCCGGGAGGCUCAGCGCCUCAGUCUGCGCUAUGCCAAGUGCACCAAGCACGAGAUCCAAAGCGCCAUCAAGAUGGUUCUCUCCUGGACCAUUUCUGUCAACUGCAUCACCGCAGCACUCGGUGCACUUUCGCUCUAUAAUAUGAGCACUAGGGAUAAAUUCUACCGGGGCAAGUCAGCGCGGUGCGGGCUCGUCUUUUCUGUAGGACAUUUUUUCAAGUGGAUGGUUGAGAAUCGAGUGGCACUCCGGGUCCAUGAGCACGCGGCUAUAUACUUCACUGCCUGUGUGGAAAGCCUGUUCCUUGAGGUAUUCAGCCGGGUGCAGAGGAGCGCGCUCAUCGAGAAUGACAACGGUACCUCCACAUUUAUGCUCGAGUCCCUAGAGCAGGCCAUCAACAAUGACUCAGAGAUCUGGGGUCUGCUGCAGCCCAACCAGCACCUCAUAUGUGGGAAGAAUGCAACUGGUGUGCUGAGCUUGCCGGACAAUCUGACCCUGCACCGGAACCAGCAGGGCUCUGGGAAGGGUGGCAAGGGCAAUGCCAACAAUCAGGCCGAACUCCACAACCUGGAACAGUCCCUACUAGCUACCCAUGUGGGAAGCAUCGCAGAGCUCAGUGAUUUGGUGUCACGGGCCAUGCACCAUCUCCAACCAUUGCGCAUUAAGAACCCUAGCAACGGCAUGCCGGUUCACCAGAAGAGCGGCACGGUGCACUGGGAGCCUGAGGCACUCUACACUCUCUGCUACUUCAUGCAAUGUCCCCAGAUAGAGUGGGAGAAUCCCAACUUGGAGCCCUCCAAAGUCACCCUGCAGAUCGAGAGGCCCUUCCUUUUACUGCCACCGCUGAUGGAGUGGAUUCGGGUGGCGGUGGCACACACAGAACACAGGCGCAGCUUCUCUGUGGACAGCGAUGACGUGAGACAAGCUGCCAGGUUGCUCCUGCCAGGGGUGGACUGUGAGCCACGGCAGCUAAAGGCAGACGAUUGCAUCUUUGCCAACCGGAAGCUUGAUGCUGCGUCCACAGAGGCUAAGUUUCUGCAGGACCUGGGUUUCCGCAUGCUCAACUGUGGCCGGACAGACCUCAUGAAACAGGCGGCCAACCUACUAGGGCCUGAUGGUAUCAACAGCAUGAGCGAGCAGGGGAUGACACCACUCAUGUAUGCCUGUGUGCGGGGAGACGAGGCCAUGGUUAAGAUGCUGCUGGACACUGGGGCCGACAUCAACAGUGAGUUGCUCCUGGAUAGUCGAGACAGCAUGGAGGGGGCCCUGCCAGAUGGAGCAGAUAACUACACUGAGACCCCACUUCAGCUGGCCUCUGCUGCAGGGAACUUUGAGCUGGUCAGUCUAUUGUUGGAGAGAGGGGCAGAUCCCAUGACUGGGACCAUGAACAGAAAUGGCAUCUCAUCUGCCCAACUAGGGGACAUGAACUCAUAUAGCCUGGCAGCAUCACAUGGGCACAGAAAUGUGUUCCGGAAGCUUCUGUCUCAUGGAGAGAAAGAAAAGGAUGACGUCCUCUCCCUGGAGGAGAUCCUGGCAAAGAGCUCGGUGCCCGGGGAGAAGAAACCUCCCCAGGCCGUCGGGACCCUCCAACGAACAGGAAAGGCCAAACUGAGGGCCCUGAGAGAGGCCAUGUACCAUAGCACUGAGCACGGCCAUGUGGACAUCACCAUAGACAUCCGCAGUUUAGGUGUCCCCUGGACCCUGCAUACUUGGCUGGAGUCUCUGCGCACCUGUUUCCUGCAGCACCGGCGCCCACUGAUCCAGGGUCUGCUCAAGGACUUCAGCUGCAUCCAGGAGGAAGAGUACACUGCGGAGCUCAUCACCCAUGGCCUGCCACUUAUGUUCCAGAUCCUCCAUGCCAGCAAGAAUGAGGUGAUCAGCCAGCUGUCUGUGAUUUUCUCCCAGUGCUAUGGGCCCUUCCCUAUCCCCAAACUCACUGAGAUCAGGAGGAAGCAGACCUCGAGACUUGACCCCCACUUCCUCAACAACAAGGAGAUGUCUGAUGUAACGUUUCUGGUGGAGGAAAAACCCUUCUAUGCACAUAAAGUCCUGUUAUUUACUGCUUCAGCCAGGUUUAAAUCCCUGCUCCAAAACAGACCAGCAGCAGAGAACACCUACAUUGAGAUCAGUCAUGUCAAGUACAACAUAUUCCAGUUGGUCAUGCAGUACCUGUAUUGUGGAAGCACUGAGUCCUUGCACAUCAUGAAUACUGAGAUUAUGGAGCUCCUGUCUGCAGCAAAAUUCUUUCAACUAGAGGCCCUUCAACGACACUGUGAGAUUAUCUGCUCCAAGAACAUUGCUGUGGAAACCUGUGUGGACAUCUACAAACAUGCUAAGUUCCUCUGUGCCAAUGAGCUGGCGGUCUUCAUCGAAGGCUACUUCCUGAAGAACAUGGUGCUGCUGAUUGAGGUGGAGGCUUUCAAACAACUACUGUACGAGAUGCCUGUUACUGUGAGCCCCGGACCCUGCCUGAGCCCCAUCUCCGAUGUCCUCCAUGACCUGGAGAAAACUCUAGCCACCCGCAUCCAGUCAAUUCACCUCUCCUCCUCCAAGGGCUCCAUUGUGUGACCUCUCUGGGUUCUUUAAACACACUUACAAUGAACCAAGUAAUGCUACUGCAACAUCCACUACCCCAGUUCAUUCACCUGUCCCCUGAUGUUAACAUUUUCAUAACAUCCCUUUAAUGUUACUGCUAUUUCAAACCCUGUCCAUCUACCUGUCCGCACUAGGGAGUGCUGUUGGUUUAUGUGACAGGUCUGGGUGCUUAUGCUUUCACAACAUUGCUGCAGAGUUACACUGCAGCGUCCAGCCAUCUGACAGCUCCAUUGUCUUCUCUUUGUUACAGGUUUGAACAUUGUUGUAAUACUCCUCUAACGUCAAUGCACCAUCGAAUACACAAAGGAAAUAUUAAAAAAAUGUAGGACUUGUUACAGGCAUAUAAUAUGCCCAUGAUAAUAAAAUGUACAAUUGUAUUUCAUAUGAGAUGCAUACGUAGAAUAGGUCCCUUUUGCUGAAAGAGUGUAAUAACUUGUAGAAUAAAAACUCUACUUUGAAAAAUGAAUUCAUUCAGUGGUUAGUAUCUGGUAUGAGAGUUUACUUGGCUUUGUAAUAUUUUCAUUUGUAUAAUUGGGAUGCAAAUCUGUUUGGUGACAGAGCAGGUGACUAAAGUAAAGGAAAAAUUGUCAAACUUUAACUUUAACUAAACCAACCACAAAAAGUUCACUGUAAAAAAAAUCUGGUUGUUUUUAUGGUAACUUAGUGGCAGCCAGUUACUGUAAAAAAAGACACAGGAUGUUACUGUAAAUUCCAAAGAAACUUUGGUUUAACAGUAUAUUACUUUACAUUUCAAUAAUGUACUGUUAAAUCAUUUUUUUUACAUUAACGGAAAGUUACCAUAAGUUAUUUUUAAGUUACAAUAAAAACAACAUUAUUUUUUUUUACAGUGUAUGCUUUGGAAGUGCAUUGUAGCAAUGAUUUCAGAGUGAUUUGAGAAUGUAAACACAUGUGCCAACUCAUUAUCUUCAUGUGUGGUACAGCAUCUCACUCAGUCGUCGAUAAAGUAUGCGCUGAUGGAACAUUUACACAACUGACCAAUACUUCAGUGCUCCUUGAACUGUACUCCCAACAAUCAUUAUCCAUGUAUGUUUGAAACAUGGAUGUUCAACUUAGACCAAACUUAUGAUAUAUUUAUGAACAAUGUCAAUAAUUUGCAUGACACUUCUCAACUGUACUACCCUACUGUUGCGUUUCAGCAGAGCCAACCUCAUAGACUACUUUGGAGGGAAAUGAAGAGUUUUCUAGCUAUGACGAGUCAGACUCAUACUGGCACUCUCGAGAAGGAAGGGUCUUCAUGCUGUAAUUGUGGGAAACAAGGUAAAUAUGUAAUGAAAGUCAA